Molecule: messenger RNA, 444 nt
Organism: Lactuca virosa
Lineage: Eukaryota; Viridiplantae; Streptophyta; Magnoliopsida; Asterales; Asteraceae
Source: the annotation of a GenBank genome assembly
AUGUCACCGGCCAUCGGAACAUCAAGCAGAAUCCGCCACAUUGUUAGAGUCAGACAGAUGCUAUGUCGUUGGCGUAGAAGAGCCACCUCUUCAUCAUCAUCUUCUCGAAGAUUGAUGGCAAGCGAUGUGCCGGCGGGACAUGUCGCGAUCUGCGUCGGUAGUAGUUGCCGGAGGUUUAUCGUGAGAGCAGCCUACCUGAACCACCCUAUGUUCCAGAAGCUUCUAAGGGAAGCCGAAGAAGAAUACGGCUUCUGUAACAAAGGUCCAUUAACGAUACCUUGUGAGGAGUCCGAGUUCGAAGAGAUCCUCCGGUUCGUUUCCCGGCCGGAACUUUAUACCAAUAACAAAUCAGGCCGGUUCGUCAAUCUCGAGGAAUUUCAGAGAUUUUGUCACGUAAGUUACGUAGCGGAAUCUAAGCCGCUGCUUCAUGGAUCCGUGUACUAA